CGGGUACCAGGUAGCUGUCCUGAGUUAUUCCCUCAACGUUCAGGGUAACCAGUUGGCAGGGCAUCACGGCAAGGCUGUAUAACACUGGCAUACGAAUUGGUACGGUCGGAUGUGAUAGCCGUCGGAUAUCAGCCUGCAGAAAUGUCGACCCGGCCGUGGCAGGAAGUCGUCCAGGAAAAGCGCAACAUUCAGCAAAAGCUCGUCGAGCCAUAUCUACGCGAUAUCCAUGGACAGAAUGCUCUUCCCAGUGCAAUACUCGACAUAGACAGCGUGGAAGGCUUGACCAGCGCCUUUGCAAAUGGUAGUGUCACAGCACGUGAUGUUACGAGGACGUAUAUCCGAAGAGCUGCAGAGGCACACCAGAAGACAAACUGUCUGACCGAGGUCUUCUUCGAAGAAGCUAUCCAGGAGGCAGACAAGCUUGACCAGUACUACCAACAGCAUGGAGAAUUGGUUGGUCCUCUGCAUGGAGUCCCAGUCACUCUCAAGGAUCAAUUCGAUGUCAAAGGAGCCGACUCGACGCUAGGAUAUGUGAGCAGAGCUUUCAAGCCUGCUGCUAGGGACGCCGCAAUCGUCGAGAUCCUCAAGUCCCUGGGAGCAAUUGUUCUGGCCAAGACGAAUCUCCCACAGAGCAUAAUGUGGUGCGAGACGGAGAAUCCACUUUGGGGUCUAACAACAAAUCCUCGAGAUCCUAAUUUCACCCCUGGUGGUUCGACAGGAGGAGAAGGAGUAUUACUUGCCAUGCAAGCAUCCAUGAUAGGUUGGGGAACUGAUAUUGGCGGUUCAAUACGAAUUCCAGCACACAUGAAUGGCCUAUGGGGCUUCAAGCCUACCAGCUCCCGAUUGCCGUACAUGGGUGUCCCAGUAUCGACCGAGGGACAAGAACAUGUACCAUCUGCAGUCGGCCCAUUGACAAGGAGUCUUUCAGCUUUGGUGACGGUCAUGCAGACUGUAGUUGAUGCCAGACCAUGGGUGGUAGAUCCAAAAGUCACGCCCAUUCCGUGGAGGCGAGAAAAUUAUGAGGAUAUACAGACAAGACCAUUGACGAUAGGAGUGCUCCUUGACGACGGCGUGGUCAAAGUCCACCCGCCGAUCGAAAGAGUGCUAAAUGACAUGGUAGCCAAGCUCAAGGCUGCUGGUCACGAAAUCGUUCAAUGGAAUUCAUCUGGGCACAAGGAGUGCAUUGAAAUCAUGGAUCAAUACUACACAGCCGAUGGAGGCGAGGAUAUUCGAAGAGAAGUCCAAGCCGGGGGGGAACCGUUCAUUCCUCAUGUUGAGGCCCUGACCAACAGAGGCAAGCCAAUUACGGUCUAUGAAUAUUGGCAGUUGAACAAACGCAAACUAGCAGCACAACAAGCAUAUAACGAUAAGUGGAGCCUUGCUAAAGGUCUCGAGUCUGGUCGCACCGUGGACGUUGUGUUGAUGCCCACGAUGCCACAUCCAGCUGUACCGCAUCGCGGGUGCAAAUGGGUAGGAUACACCAAGGUGUGGAACUUCCUGGAUUAUCCGGCGCUGUCGUUUCCUGCUGGGAAAGUCGAUGCAUCGAAAGAUCUAGUAACGAAGCAUGAGCCAAGGAAUGACUACGACGCUUGGAAUUGGAAGUUAUACGACCCCAAGACCAUGGACGGACAUCCGGUCGGACUGCAGAUUGUUGGUCGACGAUUCGAGGAGGAGACGGUGCUCGGCGUGGCUGCUGUGAUGGAAAAGCUGAUAAAGUCAUGAAUCUAUAGCAUUUCAAUACGACCUGGCAUAGAUCACAUUCAAAUAGU
Molecule: messenger RNA, 1769 nt
Organism: Exophiala viscosa
Lineage: Eukaryota; Fungi; Ascomycota; Eurotiomycetes; Chaetothyriales; Herpotrichiellaceae
Product: acetamidase
Exons: 6
Coding region: 142-1722 (526 amino acids)
Source: RefSeq, a predicted model, not a curated record